Messenger RNA from Anopheles coustani, 1425 nucleotides. RefSeq names its product WD repeat-containing protein 5 (gene wds). The record is from RefSeq and is a predicted model, not a curated record. NCBI's taxonomy places the organism in Eukaryota, Metazoa, Arthropoda, Insecta, Diptera, Culicidae. Gene Ontology annotation, cellular component: Set1C/COMPASS complex. The transcript has 3 exons. Bases 248 to 1291 code for a protein of 347 amino acids. Gene Ontology annotation, molecular function: histone binding.
GAUAGUGUAGUUUUGGUGUGCUAUCGUAGAAACUUCCAAAAAGUAUCGAAAAAAUUGCAAUCGAAGAGUGCACACAUAGUGAUAGUGCAUUUUUACCAAUAGCCCGUGCAGUUUGACUAGUCCGACGCUUCAUCGACAACCAUCGUCUGGUUGAACUUCUCCCCGGGGGGUUAGAAGCUGUGUGACCGAAAAUAGCGUAAACAGUCGACCCUCGUUGGUCUUUCCAGGCUCGAGACUGUACUCAGGCAUGGUUCCUCUCGGUGGGCCCGUGGGCCACGGUGGCCACCCGAUCCACAUACCAACUCCAAUACAAAAUGCCCCUCCGCCUUCACAAAGCCAGCAUACACCUUCCAGCCAAAACCGGCAGUCGCUAUCAGUGAAACCAAACUAUACGCUAAAAUUUACUCUCGCCGGCCACACGAAGGCGGUGUCGGCAGUUAAGUUCAGCCCUAACGGGGAAUGGCUGGCAAGCUCGUCUGCCGAUAAACUGAUCAAAAUCUGGGGUGCGUACGAUGGCAAGUUUGAGAAAACGAUCUCCGGCCACAAGCUCGGGAUCAGUGAUGUUGCUUGGUCGAGCGAUAGCAGAUUGCUAGUGACGGCUAGUGAUGAUAAGACGCUGAAAAUUUGGGAGCUCAGCUCGGGCAAAUGUCUCAAGACGCUCAAAGGGCACACCAACUACGUGUUCUGCUGUAACUUCAAUCCGCAGAGUAAUUUGAUCGUAUCCGGGAGCUUUGACGAAUCGGUACGCAUCUGGGACGUCCGGACGGGCAAGUGCUUGAAAACGCUACCGGCCCAUUCCGAUCCGGUUUCGGCGGUUCAUUUCAAUCGCGAUGGUUCGCUGAUCGUUUCGUCCAGCUAUGAUGGGCUUUGCCGAAUUUGGGACACGGCCAGCGGCCAGUGUCUGAAGACGCUGAUCGACGACGACAAUCCACCGGUUUCGUUCGUAAAGUUCUCGCCCAACGGGAAGUAUAUCCUGGCAGCCACGCUCGACAACACGCUCAAGCUUUGGGACUACUCGAAGGGCAAGUGUCUGAAGACGUACACCGGGCAUCGGAACGAGAAGUACUGCAUUUUCGCCAACUUUUCCGUCACCGGCGGCAAGUGGAUCGUGUCGGGAAGUGAGGACAAUAUGGUGUACAUCUGGAACCUGCAGAGCAAGGAGAUUGUGCAGACGCUCCAGGGCCAUACCGACACGGUGCUGUGUACUGCGUGCCACCCGACGGAGAAUAUUAUUGCCUCCGCCGCGCUCGAGAAUGAUAAAACUAUAAAGCUUUGGAAGAGCGAUACGUAAAGGGUCUAUUAAGUGUAAAGUAUCGUAAUGCGCGAAAAGCAAGUAACAAAUAUCAACAUCAAUUUUAAAGAUCCCAAUAGUUUUAGAAUAUUUCAACUUGGCGUGACGUAAUAAAAAGCUUGGUAUCGUAAAUG